This is a messenger RNA of Hypomesus transpacificus, 2114 nucleotides long. RefSeq names its product myoblast determination protein 1 homolog 1. Gene Ontology annotation, biological process: muscle organ development; regulation of transcription by RNA polymerase II; positive regulation of myoblast differentiation. Lineage: Eukaryota; Metazoa; Chordata; Actinopteri; Osmeriformes; Osmeridae. The coding region runs from base 177 to 992 and encodes 271 amino acids. Gene Ontology annotation, molecular function: RNA polymerase II cis-regulatory region sequence-specific DNA binding; DNA-binding transcription factor activity, RNA polymerase II-specific; protein dimerization activity. The record is from RefSeq and is a predicted model, not a curated record. The transcript is spliced from 3 exons.
UAUAUAAUUGGUAAAGCUACACAGUCAAACAAGCAACCAAGGGCAUUUCAGUCAAAACAAGUUUACCAUUAGCGAAUAAAAAACAGUUAAUUUUAGGUAAGAAAUCUACACGAAAUAAACAAAGAGUUGGAAAGGGUCCGUUUAACAUUUUCUACAGAAUAUUUCUACGGAAAACCAUGGAGUUGCCGGAUAUUCCUUUUACCUCUGCAGAUGAUUUUUACGACGACCCUUGUUUUAAUACAAGUGACAUGCAGUUCUUUGAAGACCUCGACCCGAGACUGGUGCAUGUUGGUCUCCUAAAGCCGGAGGAUCACCAUCACAACGAGGACGAGCAUAUUCGAGCUCCGAGUGGGCACCACCAGGCUGGCAGGUGCCUGUUAUGGGCAUGCAAAGCCUGCAAAAGGAAGACCACCAAUGCAGACCGUAGGAAAGCUGCUACUAUGCGGGAGAGGAGGAGACUUGGCAAGGUCAAUGACGCAUUCGAGACACUGAAAAGAUGUACCUCCACGAACCCAAACCAGAGGCUCCCCAAAGUAGAAAUACUGCGUAAUGCCAUCAGCUAUAUCGAGUCCCUCCAGGCCUUGCUUCGGGUCGGACAGGAGGAGAACUAUUACCCCGUUCUGGAUCACUAUAGUGGGGACUCAGAUGUGUCCAGUCCUCGCUCCAACUGCUCUGACGGCAUGAUGGACUUUAAUGGGCCUUCAUGUCCCCCAAGACGAAGAGACAACUAUGAUCGCACCUAUUUUAAUGAAGCACCAAAUGAUUCCAGAACCAAGAACUCUGUAAUUUCCAGCUUAGACUGUUUAUCAAGCAUCGUCGAGCGAAUUACGACGGACACUUCAAGCUGCCCCGCAGUACAGGAGGGGUCCGACUGUGGCCCUUGCUCCCCUCAAGAGGGUUCUGUCGUUAGCGAGACUGGAGCACCCAUACCGUCUCCUACCAACUGCGUCCCGGCAUCGCAUGACCCCAACACUGUCUACCAGGUGUUGUGAGCAUCCCAUGGAUUCUGAGAGAGAAGCGCCGGGGAACAAAACUUUUGGAACAUUAUUGAGAACAAACGUAUUCCUGAUUUAGUAUGGAAUUUCUACGCCAUAGGUCAAUUGUUUGCCAUAGAUCGCUGGCUACGAGGCAGUGGUGAAGUUACCAGCCUUUGGCAAAGCGACCACAUUCUUAAAACAGCCUAAAUUAGGUCUACAUUGAAAUGUUUAGGCCUGUCAGCGAUGCUAUUGAUUCAGGAAUAGCAGGAAUAAGUGAAAUAAUCUUAAUAGCCAUAUUUUUGUUAUGUUUCCUGAUUCCAGUUGGUUAAAAUUGCCUUUUAUAGACAAAACAAUCCGGAAAAUGAGGACCAUUUUGUAUAUUUGUAAAUAAGUUGUCAGAAAAAAUUAUAUGCAGAAUUGUAUGCUUAUUUAAUAGCUUGUUCAAACGAAGGCUUGGAUUGUUGUGUACAAUGUUUAACUAUAGGCCUAUUUAUAAUAACAAUAUGAGUGAAUGUCAGCAUUUUAAUGAAUAAAUAUUUAUACAUAUGGCAUUUUCUGUCACUGGGAUGACAAUAUUGUUUUCCCUCUCUCCGCUUUUUUCUCAACAAAUGUAAUAGCAAUAAUUAUGGAGGUUGAUGUAAAAAAAAGGUGAAUUACCCACAUCAAACUGAACGUAAGUUGUAGUUAACUAAAAUAAGAACAUCUUACUGAACGUUAACUACAUCAUUUAAGGAUUGGCAUGGUUUAUUAGUAGUUUCUGUCUACUUAGACCUUGCAUGCCAGACCUUUUAAGGUUAUAGGCCUACUCGAUCGAUUUGAUACACUUAGACCUAUCCUUAAUUGGACGUUAUAAAAAUGUUGGAGGGCAUGUUAGAUUUUCUAAAUAUAUUGUCUCAUUGUCUUGACUUUUUAUUUGUUUUAACUCUAGGUCUACAAAACCAUGUGCUCCCUUAUGAGAUCAUAUACCAAAUUGUCAUGCACGAUUUCUGUUGAAAGGAGAUAUAUAUUUCUAAGCAAAACGUAAAAGAUCGUAAGACAAACUGAGGCGUCACCCUUUAUUUACAAAAAAAGUCAUAAAAACCUAUAGGCCUAGUCAGGUCUUUAUGAACACCAUAAAGAAACUGACUGACUUCAUGA